This is a messenger RNA of Anoplophora glabripennis (Asian longhorned beetle), 542 nucleotides long. RefSeq lists its product as uncharacterized. NCBI's taxonomy places the organism in Eukaryota, Metazoa, Arthropoda, Insecta, Coleoptera, Cerambycidae. The record is from RefSeq and is a predicted model, not a curated record. The transcript is spliced from 4 exons. The annotation marks the transcript as partial.
UAGGUGGGGAAGAUGUCGACGAUCGAAAGGAAGGAGUACCAGGAAACGAAAAUCCUGCGAUCUGUCUCUCCUGUGCGCAACACACGAAGUUCGACUCAAAACUUGUCACAAUUCGACAGUAAUUUAGAUUACUUAUUAGAAGACUUACAAAACUCCGUUUCUCGACCCGGAAGUUCUCUAGGCCACAAUACAGGUACAUAUAGAGAGAACUCACGAUCUGCGCAUACUUUAGAUUCAGGACCCAGGAGCAACUCUCUGAACAGAAUAACUAAUGUCAAAUCCUCGAACCCAGUUACGGAAUACUCUUCUGAUGAUGCCUACAAUUACUCGUCUCCGGAUGGCAGACAACACGUAACUGGAUAUAAGAAGGAAAAGUAUAUGUAUAAAACCUCAUCUUCUGGUGAUGCUCUUCCAGAAAAAACACGAAUGCAAAACAGUAUUAAUCAGUUGGAUUCCCUUCUCGAUGACUUGCAACAAGUAAAAAAAUCUUCUUUCUCGGAAAAUGAAUCCUAUAAUAGCAUUGGCUCAGAUCCAGCUUUUCA